Messenger RNA from Cylindrotheca closterium, 3417 nucleotides. The record is from the annotation of a GenBank genome assembly. Lineage: Eukaryota; Bacillariophyta; Bacillariophyceae; Bacillariales; Bacillariaceae.
AUGAACCGUGCCACUGAAACCGAGUCUACAUCAACCAAUUCAGACAUUUCAAUGGACGUUAAGAAAAGCCCAAUAAAAGAUGAUGUUGAACACGCCGGGUCUCCAUCGACACAAGGAGAGAUAACUCAACAAAAUCCCGACCAAGAGAGGGACUACCUCAGGCACUCCAGAACUUGCAUUCUCAUGCUCCUGUUUAUUGCAGGCAUUACCGCUGGAGCGUUGACAUACUCCUUCAGCAAGAAGUUACAAGACGAAAACUUUGAUCUACAGGUCAAUAUUUUUGCUCUAGAGAUUGAGCAAGCUGCCCAACACAGAAUAAAGGACAUUGUUGGCGUGAUCGAAACCUUGUCCACGACUAUCAGUGCUUCAGUUGAAAUGUCUACUGCAGCGUGGCCAUCCAAGACAUUCUCCAACUACGAACGUGUCGUAUCUGACUUUCGACCAGUUGCACACAGUCGGCUUCUUGCCUUUUGUCCUUAUGUUCAAGAGGGCGAGAGACCGUUAUGGGAUCAGUAUGCUGUCGCCAACCAAGGCUGGCUUGCUGAAAGUUAUGAACAAGCUGGAAUCACCAAAACUGUGAAGGGCAUUUCGAUGAAACCAUAUGGUUUCAAUACUGCAGGAGCGAUGGUUCCAACUGUCGAAGGUCCCGCGAUGCCACUCUGGCAAAUCUCAACACCUCCAGACGAUGCUUCUGUGGUCAACUAUGAUAUAUUGUCCGACGCAGUGUUCUCCAAGGCAUUUGCUGCUGCUGCUGAAAAGAAGACAGCUGCAUUUACUGAAGUGUUGGGCACGAGCAACAUCUUGAGCAAAUUCAGCGAGGGAAACAGUCCAGAGAGUGCAAUCAUCUAUCCAAUGUUGCAAGACUCUACUGUAGUGGCGAGCGUCCUAUCUGUGGUGUCGUGGGACGAGUUCAUGAAUGAACUCUACCAAGAGAACAUGAAUGGUGUUUUUGUCGUACUCAAGAACACUUGCGGCCAAGAAUACACAUACAAGAUGGGAGCCACCGGUGCCGAGGCCCUUGGCCAAGGCGCUCUUCACGAGAAAGACUAUGAAUCGAAAAUGCAUGUGGCUGAACUUGCUCCUUCUUUGCAUGCGCAGUCCGACAACUGCGAGUACUUCCUACAUGUCUAUCCAUCCGAAGAGCUGGAGGGCAGACUCAUGUCAAUGAUUCCAGUUGUCCUAGCCGUUGCAGUUGGUCUUCUUUUCUUAUCAGCAUUUGCUGGAUUCUACUUUUACGAUCUUUUCGCAUCUAAAAAGCAACGAGAAGCUGCAGAGAAGGCAGCUGCAAACAAUGCUAUUGUUGACUCUCUUUACCCGAAAGAGAUUCGAAACCGUCUAUUCAACAAGGACGAGGACAAGGCUAUCGAUACCAAGGGAAGCUUUGACGCGCCUGAACCCGCUGACGACGUUAUCCAAGGAGCCCAAAAGUUCCGUCUCAAGAACUACCUACAAGAAGACCCGGGUAUGCAGAAUAAGACAGACGAAGAGAUGGAAGAUAUUGGUGACUCCAAACCAAUUGCUGAUCUGUUCCCACAUACGACAGUACUGUUUGCUGAUAUCGCUGGUUUCACGGCUUGGAGCUCUGUCCGUGAACCUUCUCAAGUCUUCACUCUGCUCGAAACAAUUUAUAAGGCCUUCGACACCAUCGCUAAGAAGCGAAAGGUCUUCAAAGUUGAGACAGUCGGAGAUUGUUAUGUUGCAGUGACCGGUUUGCCAGAGCCCAAUAAGGAUCACGCCGUUAUCAUGUGCGAAUUUGCCCGAGACUGCCAAAUUCAAUUCAACGACCUUGUCAAGCAUUUGGAAGUCCUCCUUGGUCCUGAUACUGCCGAGUUGGGUAUUCGGAUGGGUCUCCACAGUGGUCCUGUAACCGCCGGAGUCUUGCGAGGUGCCAAGUCGCGUUUCCAGCUUUUUGGAGACACUGUCAACACUGCAGCAAGAAUUGAAACUACAGGACGACGUGACAAGAUUCACCUUUCCCAAGAAACUGCAGAACUUGUCAUCCAAGCAGGCAAGAAAAAGUGGAUGGAACGUCGAAAUGAUACGAUUGUUGCCAAAGGAAAGGGUGAGAUGCAAACGUACUGGUUGCUAUCCGAAGCAGAGAUGAAGUCUGGAGGUGGUGAAUCGAAGACGGCGAAGGAAGCCGCCGCUCUUCCAGUUGUCCAUGCCAUGCAACCUCGACUUGCUAAACAAUCAAUGAAUGUACUUGAUCCCGAAUCUUCCUUGCCACCAAAGAUUAAGCGCCUUGUGGACUGGAACGUUGAUGUACUCAAGCGGUUGCUCAAGCAAGUCGUUGCGAAACGCAAUGCUAUGAAUGUGGAACAAUUCGACAUCAACCAUCCAACCAUGAUGAAGGUCGAGAUGAACAUUGGCUGCGAUACUUACGUUUUAGAUGAAGUUGUUGAGAUCAUCCGUCUUCCUGGAUACUCUCAUUCCACCAAUGUCCGAGAAGCCAAGAAAAUCGAACUGCCAGAGCAGGCGGAAGAACAGCUGCGAUUGUACGUCUCCUCCAUUGCAGCAAUGCACAGAGGAAAUCACUUCCACAACUUCGAGCAUGCAAGUCACGUUAUGAUGUCUGUUUCCAAGCUCUUAUCACGUAUUGUGGCACCGGAUGAAAUCCUCCAGGGUGACAGUACUGAUGCGGGAUUGGAAGCUCACUUGCACGAUCACACCUACGGUAUUACAUCAGAUCCUUUGACUCAGUUCUCAGUUGUUUUGGCUGCAUUGAUUCAUGAUGUCGAUCACAGUGGCGUUUCAAACUUUCAAUUGAUCAAGGAGAAGGCCAAGAUUGCAUCUGUAUUCAAGAACAAGAGUGUUGCCGAGCAGAACUCGAUUGUGAUUGCAUGGGAUCGUCUCAUGGAAUCCCGCUUCACUGCUCUUCGAUCAUGCAUCUAUUCCAGCCCUGACGAGCUCAAGCGAUUCAGACAGCUUAUGGUGAAUACUGUUCUGGCUACUGAUAUAUUUGACAAGGAACUCCAGAAUAUUCGCAAGAAGCGAUGGGAUGAUGCCUUCGCCAACAUUAUUCACAACCAAAACGAAGAAGAUGAACAAAAUCGCAAGGCUACUAUCGUCAUUGAGCACUUGAUCCAAGCGUCGGAUGUGGCCCAUACGAUGCAGCAUUGGCAUAUUUACCAAAAGUGGAACGAGCGCCUCUUUGCCGAGAUGACCGUUGCCUAUCAGAGCGGUAGAAUGCCAAAGAAUCCAAGUGAGAAUUGGUACCAAGGGGAAUUGGGAUUCUUUGACAACUACAUUAUCCCGCUCGCAAAGAAACUGAAAGAAUGCGGUGUCUUUGGGGUCUCAAGUGACGAGUACUUGAACUACGCCAUGGAGAAUCGUCGCGAGUGGGCUAACAAGGGGGAAGAAGUGAUUCAAAAGAUGAUUGCUAAAUACAGCAAUCAGCAACCAGCGGGGGGAGAGUAG